AUGACAAUGUCCACUGUUGUAAACAAUCCGUUGCAUAACAUCAAACCUAAUGAUACUGUAUUUCAACCGACAACAACUACCAUAGAGUCGAAUAACGAAUCGAAACAAAAUCAUAUGAGUCUUAGCACUAAUGAUAUUUUUCAUAUGGAUAAGAAGAAAACAAAAUCUACUACUAACGGAAUGGCAUAUUCUUCACUAGUCCUUAUGUCAUCUUAUGAUAGUUGUCGCGGAUUAUUCAAUGAUGAACUUCAUCAAUAUGGUAGUCAAUCAUUACCAUCAACUAGUACUCGUUCGUAUGCAAAACAAUUGAUUGAUUUAUUCCCUGUAUUUGGUGGUAAACGUAAAACUAUUAGUUAUUUUCAAAAAACAUCCUCAUCAAUUACAUUGACAGAAGCAUCACGUAAACAUUAUAAUGAUUUAUGGGUUGGUUCAUUAAAGUGA
Molecule: messenger RNA, 441 nt
Organism: Schistosoma turkestanicum
Lineage: Eukaryota; Metazoa; Platyhelminthes; Trematoda; Strigeidida; Schistosomatidae
Source: the annotation of a GenBank genome assembly